Messenger RNA from Zygosaccharomyces rouxii, 2439 nucleotides. RefSeq names its product Dsl1p (gene DSL1). The record is from RefSeq and is a predicted model, not a curated record. The transcript has a single exon. NCBI's taxonomy places the organism in Eukaryota, Fungi, Ascomycota, Saccharomycetes, Saccharomycetales, Saccharomycetaceae. Bases 1 to 2439 code for a protein of 812 amino acids.
AUGGCAGCGGUUUCAGGCAUUGAUGACCUUGGCCUUUUGAGCAAGGCAGAAAUAUUAGAAUCACUAGGUAAGGACCCCUUGUUAGUAAAUGAGAAGGAAUCAAAGAGUGAUAAUAAAGAUGAUACACCGGUAGAUUUUGAGGGCAUAUUGAAGAGAGAAUCUUCGUUAAAUCAAGAAUUACAUGAUUUGGCUUCUUUAAGAUCAAUUUCUGGUCUUAUUAUGGAAUUCAAGGCUAAUUUUGAACUGUUAGAAUUGGAAAACUGUUACUACUCUUUGCAAAACCUGCGCAAGAAACUGCGAGACACUUCAUCUUUGACUAAACAAAGUUUCUCAUUCCAACAAUCAGUCUUCUCUCAUGUGGAUACUAUGCAUUUACAACUUGUAGGCAAAUUGUAUGAAAUCAUUAGUCAAUGGUUUUGGCAAGUAAACGGUGAUAGCAUUACUUUUAAACGAUUAGUGGAAUUGGGGGAAGAUUCUGAAACGAUGGAAUAUGUGCCAUUCAUUACAUUUGUUGAGCAACAGUACUACCCUGAUGGUUUUCUAGAUCCUGAUCUUUGGGUAAUCAGACACAUGAAAGUUGGAUCUUCGCAAGAUACAGUUGUUGAGAAUUUGAAUUCGAUCCUCAGAGAUUAUUUAAAUUCGAACUUAAUGAUUGAGACAAUCAAGAGAUUCUUAUUUGCUAAGGGUGGUAAGAUUACUUGGGAAGAUCUUGGUAAUACCCAGAAAUUACAUUUUAAGCAGAGUGGUACAGACAAAGUUGGUGAAAGGAUUUCCAAUAUUCUAAACGUGGUUAGCUUCCUCAAUGAAGGCAUAACUCCCCAUGACAAGCACGCAUUGGCUGAGAAAUUAGGCCCCCUAUUAGCGAAUGAUUUGCUGCAAUCAGUUAGAUCUAAUGCUUAUUCUGUUUUACAUUCUUCUGAUUCGCCCUUAAGAGAAGAAGUGAGCUUGGUUAAUGAAAAAUUAAAAUUUCUAUCCAACGAUACACGAUGGAAUUAUCAAAGUAAUGAUGUGGAAGACCUCUUGAACGAUGAUCAAGUUCAUAAAAACCUAUUGUUGGAUGGGGUUUUUGAGAAUUAUGCAUUAAAGAUACGAAGUAUCUUCAGAGAUCCAUCUUUUAAAAAAUUGGACACUGUUCGUACAAAGAACCAUGGACUUGGAAGGCCUCAGAUUACUGUUGGCAAUUCCGUUAAGGAUAAAAAUCAGAAUGAGAAGACCAACCAGCAGCAACCUAAACCUGAACAGAAGGACGGGAAAAAUGAUGAUGACUGGGAUUGGGGGGAAGACGCUGGUGAAGAAGAUGCUUGGGAUAAUGAACUCGCCAUUAAUUUUGAAGAUAGUGCUGGGGCUACACCACGUAAGGCAAGAAGGGUCAGCGGUAAAAGCGGAUCGGAUGAAGCUGACGGUUGGGAUAAGGAAAUGGAAAUAGAUCUUGAUAUCAAUGAAGGAACACCCCGAAGAUUAAGAAGGUUUAGUCAGAAGAGUCAAAAAAGUGGGAAAAGUGAAAAGAGUGAAGGAGAUGGAUGGGGAUGGGAUUUAGAUAUCAAUGAGAUUGAAGGUUCCUCGCCCGUUAAAAAUCCACAGGAAGUCAGGGAUACUAAUGAACAGAAGGAGUUUAAUGGUACUAGCGAUGUUCAGGUAAGCCAGAUGGCAUUAACGUUUAUUAAUAUCAUGAAUGAAUUACAGGAAGCCGUCGAGAAAACCGGUAAAGCCCAAUUUGAAGAUCAUACUUUCCAACAUAAAUUGAACGUUUUGCAAACGCUUUUUUUUGCCAUUUCUACUCGUCAUUUCCAACUAGAUUGGUGGCAGUUGUUUGUCGAUUUGAGAUAUGUUGUGCAAUGUAAUUCACAAUUGACCCGUCUUCACGAAUUGAUGUCCAAUUUACUAGAAAUUUAUUCCAACAGUAGUCUCAAAUUUGUCAUUCAACUGGUUAAUGAACAGAUACAACAAUUUUUUGACGAUGAAAGACACCCCAGUUGGGACGUUACCGAAAAGAAAUUGUUACCGUUUGUGAGAAACCAGAUCAUUGAACCAUUGAGUACCAUAGGUGGUGACGAGGGUACCACUUAUUUGUUACAAUUCUACAACUGCCUAUAUGUGGAUUGUAUUAACGAUAGAAUUCUCCAAUGGAAUGUAAUAUCUGAGAAGAACUCUGAGAACCUAGCUCAUUUAGUUUCAAUCAUAUAUGACCAAACGGAAGCUCCAAAAUUGUUGAACAACACAGAAUACCGCCAGUACCGUGACAAAUUUGUUAUUGUUGGUCAACUACUACAACUGCACUUAAAGGAAAUUAUGGCUAUGUUCUACAAUGGAGACUUUUAUUUGUUCGGCACUGAGGAAUUAAUACAAUGGUUGAUAUUGCUUUUUGCUGACACGCCAUUAAGACAAAACGCGAUUCAAGAGAUCCGCGACAUAAGAGGUGCAAGUGCCGCUGACGAUUAA